Ictalurus punctatus (channel catfish) is the source of this 2505-nucleotide messenger RNA. RefSeq names its product nucleolar protein 9 (gene nol9). Lineage: Eukaryota; Metazoa; Chordata; Actinopteri; Siluriformes; Ictaluridae. Gene Ontology annotation, molecular function: polynucleotide 5'-hydroxyl-kinase activity. Gene Ontology annotation, cellular component: nucleus. Gene Ontology annotation, biological process: cleavage in ITS2 between 5.8S rRNA and LSU-rRNA of tricistronic rRNA transcript (SSU-rRNA, 5.8S rRNA, LSU-rRNA). The coding region runs from base 248 to 2407 and encodes 719 amino acids. The record is from RefSeq and is a predicted model, not a curated record. The transcript is spliced from 13 exons.
UUGUAUAUAUUUUCUAUAAUAUUCUAGAAAUAUUAAAGUGUAUACAUAUAUCAAAUAUAUAUUUUUCUGCGUUCGUUUAUGAGCGUUUGCACAGGAGAACAUAAAUAGGAGUUAAUGCGAGUCUUUUACGCUCAGUUAGCGUUAGCGCUCAAACGUUACAGGACCGAGCCUGUUCACAUGGAGUGACCCUAGCUGGUGUUCUUUCACACCGUGAGCCAGUGCCAAUGAAAGUUCACAAGCAGUAACCAUGAAGGUGCACAAAGUCUCCUCUCGCUCCAGACACGAGCAUCGAAAUACCACGAAACGCCACAUGAAAAACAAGUGGCGCACCCACGGGAAGAAAAUCCGCCACGCGGACCCCUCCAGCCACAGCCCGGGGCCUUCGACAGCAAAGAUUGAGAACGAGCUUGUUAACAGACAGAAGCCCAAAGUGAAACGGUUACAGAAGUCUUACGCCAAGGCUGCGGCUGUACUGUCCGAAGAUGGACAUUUAUCACAGGCGAAAAGCAAAGCUGUGACUGCGCCUCACGUCACCGCCAACGGAGGUACUGAGCUGGAGAGCGACUCGGAGGAUUCCCAGGACUGGAGGUCUUACGCCAAGAGUGUUCUUCAGAACGGUUUGGAGAAGGAAGGAGGUGAAGGGAACUCUGUUUCGAAUCAGUUAGAGGAAGAGGAGGUGUCUGAAUACCACGCCCAGUAUGACCACUCCCAGAACCACACAGUGUUGGUCCUGAAGCAAGGCCAGUCGCUGUGUUUUCGGGGGAAAUGCCUGCUCACGUGCCUGAGCGGUCGUGUGGAAGUGCUGGGCUUCACGAUAGAGCAGGGCCAGCAGCCUUAUCCUCUCUUCUCACCUGUGUCCCACUGUCCCCUCACCAUCAGGGGCAUGACCGACUGCUCGGCUUCAGCCAAGAGCAGGAAGGAAAGCCGACUGGAGGCCAGGGCCAUCGUCCGCAAGUACCUCUUGUCAGAGCCUCCGAAGAGACUGCUGAGUGAGGUGAAUGCUGACUCGUGCGUGGUGCUGCUUCAGCCGCUGGACACGGCGCUCACACGCUUCCUCGGCAGCUUUGGUGAACUCGGUCAACUCUUUGGCCUGAGCUCGAAGGAGCUGCGCUCCGAGACUGCCGUAUGUAACGCAGCUCUCUCAGCCGUGGGCGUCACGGCGCUGCAGGGUUCCUGUGCACGCGGCCUGGUGGCAUCCAACAGCUAUAAAGAGGCCCUCAGUAGCCUGCUCAGUGCCUGGGAAGGGGAUUUUGAUCGCUGUCCCAUUAUUCUCGUGUGUGGGUCCAAAAACUCUGGCAAGUCGACCUUCAACAGACAUCUCAUCAACAGCCUUCUUAACCACACUGCAAGCGUAGAGUAUUUGGAGUGUGAUCUUGGCCAGACUGAGUUCACACCUCCCGGGUGUCUCUCCUUAAUCACAGUGACCGAGCCACUGCUAGGCCCUCCGUUUACACACCAGCGAGAGCCGGAGCACAUGGUGUUUUACGGACAGGCAGACUGCCAGGCUGAUCUAGACCGCUACCUGGACUCGCUCAAAUCCCUGUGGAGACACUACAGUGGAGAGAACCCAGUCAUCAUUAACACCAUGGGAUGGGUGAAAGGUCAUGGUUUCCAGGUGCUGGUGGACCUCAUCCGCUUCUUCUCCGUCACCCAUGUUGUGCAGCUGAGCUACGGCGACACGCCCCAGUGCCAUACUCUCACCCCCGACUUCCUGCGCUCUGCCCACGGCUGGCACACGCAUCCCCCAGCGCAGUCGGCCCUGGCAGAGGAUCCAGCCAAUCAGCUCACAGGGCGGGGUCACAUGCUGCUCAGCAUCCACUCCGAGUUCGAAGGGGCCGGGACCGCUGGGGAAAUGCGUCACCAGCGCAGUAACGAGCUGCGUGACCUGGCAUUGCUGGGUUACUUCAGCCAGCUACAGUCUGCCGAACCCGGCCCCAUCCGCCCCCUGCACUGCUUCACCCCCUACCAGGUGCCCCACUCGGCUGUAGCUCUCGGAGUCACUCACUGCAACGUGGCACCCAACCACAUCCUGUACACUGCUAAUGCCAGUUUAGUGGCUCUGUGCUGUCUGAGUGAAAAAGUGGCAGGAAGAGGUGGACCUGUGCUGCUGUCUCAGACACCCAUCUGUCAGUGUGUGGGCUUAGGUGUUCUCAGAGGGGUGGACGUGGCUCGAGGGCUCUACUUUCUAGUCACACCAGUGCCUCCUGCGAGCCUGAGGCAGGUCAACUGCCUGCUACUAGGGGAGAUCACGCUGCCUAGAAUCCUCCUCGCCGUCCAGCAUGGUGUUGAAACUGAGCUGCCUUACAUCACCACCGAUUACAGCUUCGAGGUUGCCGGCGCAGGAAAAGUCCACGUUUACAAAGGGCUCACAAGAUCGUGUUUUGUCAAAGCUAAAACGAACAACUAAGCUCUCGUGUAUGGACUUCACUUUCAGCGAAUGAUGUUUGUAUCGAUGUAAUUGUUUUAUAUACCAAAUAAAGAGGCUACAGCUGCCAAUGUACAGAA